AUGAUGGCGCACGCAUUUAAGUCACUGCACUUCAAUGUGACCCUGCAUAAAUGGCUAAACCUGGUCGAGACGGUCUCAACGCUCAGAAAAGUCUUCCAAAGGAGUCCGGACCGCAGCGGCGACGGCUUCGUCUGCUGCAUCAUCAGCCGGGCGAUCGACAAUCGCCUCCAGGCCACGGACAUGAACUGCGAAGGCCUCCGUCCGGAAGAUGUACGGCGCUUUUUCAACGGCGAUGCCUGUCCGGCGCUGGUCGCCAAGCCAAAACUGUUCUUCGUCCAGAGCUACACUGUGUCAGAGUUCCAACCCUGCGCUGUGGAGAACCGCUGGGAUGAUGGCUGGGAGACGGACGGUGGCGCUCGUCAGCUGAGACCCGAUUGUCUCCUGUCAGAUGCGGACAGGCUCUGGAGUCACUGCUCGACCGCAGAGCAUCAACUUCAGCGAGGCCGACACCGUUCCGUUUACCUCAAGGCUUUGACGGACGCCUUGGGCAGAAGCCAGGGAAGGUUCAUGAAAAUGAAGAUGAGUCUUCUAUUUCCUCAUGAAGACCUGAUGACUUUUUCCACCUGGAUGUGUUGGUGGUGACUCUCUUUUCUUCAUCCAUUCAUCCAUCCAUUUUCUUUGCCGCUUAUCCUCACGAGGGUCACGGGGAGUUGCUGGAGCCGAUUCCAGCUGUCAACAGGCAGGAGGCAGGGUACACCCUGAACUGGUUGCCAGCCAAUCACAGGGGAUAUUGAGAUAAACAGCCACACUCACAAUCACACCUCGGGGCAAUUGAGAGUGUCCAAUUAAUGUUGGGAUGUGAAAAGAAAACCCAGGCAAGCAAGGGGAGAACAUGCAAACUCCACACAGGGAGGUCCGGGAUUGAACCCAGGACCUCAGAACUGUGAGGCCAGUGCUUUCCACCUGAUCCACUGUACCACCCAUACCAACUCUAGAAAUCAAUAUUUGAAUCAGAGUUAGCACAGACCUGGGUAAAUAUUUUCACAAUAAAACUGAAACUUUUGUGUACCUCUGUGUGUGUCUGUGUUUGUGUGCUUUUGUGCAUGUGUGUGCGUGUGUAUGUGUGCAUUUGUGUGCGUGUGUGAGCCACACACCCCCUAUCGCAGACAUGUCCAAAGUCCGGCCCCCGGGCCAAUUGCGGCCCGUGGACAAAUUUUUACCGGCCCGCGGCCUCUAUCAUGAAAUCAAUAAUAUGCGGCCCGCCAGCACUGUUGACCACAGUAUAAAAUACAUGUGUACAAAAAGCUAUUUUUCAUAUUUUUCAUUUCACCAGAAGAUGGCAGUAGCCCUGUGGCCGCACUCUGGCCGCCGUGACCCUUGACCUUGCGUGAUCGUUUCAGCUCAGCCCAUUUCUAACAUGGCGUCUGUAAACAAAAAAAGGAAAGUUGACCGCGAGGGCCGCCGCUUCCAGGACAAGUGGAAAUUUGAGUAUUUUUUCACUGAAAUACGAAACAACUGUGUCUCCCUGAUUUGCCAAGAGACUGUGACUGUUUUCAAGGAAUUCAACAUCAAGAGGCACUACCAGACGAAACAUGCUAGCUACGACAAGCUAACUGGGAACAACGCGGUGAAAAAGUGAAGCAACUGGAAGCUGUUUUA
Molecule: messenger RNA, 1599 nt
Organism: Syngnathoides biaculeatus (alligator pipefish)
Lineage: Eukaryota; Metazoa; Chordata; Actinopteri; Syngnathiformes; Syngnathidae
Product: CASP8 and FADD-like apoptosis regulator
Exons: 2
Coding region: 1-582 (193 amino acids)
Biological process (GO): proteolysis; negative regulation of extrinsic apoptotic signaling pathway via death domain receptors
Molecular function (GO): cysteine-type endopeptidase activity
Source: RefSeq, a predicted model, not a curated record